Messenger RNA from Condylura cristata (star-nosed mole), 2940 nucleotides. RefSeq lists its product as uncharacterized. NCBI's taxonomy places the organism in Eukaryota, Metazoa, Chordata, Mammalia, Eulipotyphla, Talpidae. The transcript is spliced from 23 exons. The coding region runs from base 1 to 2508 and encodes 835 amino acids. The record is from RefSeq and is a predicted model, not a curated record.
AUGUCGGGGAGCCGGAGCGGCGUCAGCACUGUGCCUCGCAGGCGUGGGUUGUCCCUUUAUACUCAGUUUGCAGCUACCUUUUUGUUCAUUAAUUCAAGGAAACGCUGCUUUGUACCGUCAAGUCAGCGACCGUGUUCAUCGCUGAGCGUCACCACGGGGACACACUACGUUCAAUUCACGCAAAAAUUGCAAACCCACCAAGCGCAAGGGAGCCUGCCUGCACCCCAACAGUGCCAGCCAGGCGUCUCCAUCCGACAUGCUGGGAAACAGCCCUACUGUGUUGCCACUGACUUUCCCUCAGAGGAGAGUCUGGUUCCCAGAGACAGGGACUCGGACCCUCACCUAGCAGAGAAGGUCCUGGAAAUUUCGUGGAAGAGGCGGGGCAGCAUGAGAUAUUGGGGAGGAACCUUCACGUGGGCUUCUGAGUACCAUGAUUGCGAGUGUGAUGGUUCCGUUUGCGAUUAUUUGGGCUUACGAUGUCCAGUUUUGGAUGAAAACAGUUUUUCAAUGCUGGCCACACAGUUAAUAAGCAUCGAUGAACUGAAUUCUCCCAUCCUUGAGGUCAUCCAAGGAAGUGGAAUCCAUGUUCAUAAUCACAUAGAUGUUUCUAAUAACACCCUCCUCCCAGUAAAGGAUGGGACCGACUGUUCCUGUGUUGACUGCCAGCCCCUGGCUCUGUCAUCUCAGGCAACCGUGAAGCUCCUGUUCCAGCGUCCUGCUCCAUACCACAGAGUUCCUCAGCUCCUCUAUGGAGAGACGCUGGAUUAUUUGGUUUUUGAUUAUCUCUCAGAGAUAACUAUGUGCCUUCUAGCUGCUGCAAAAGAAAAAUCUCCUAACUUGGGCUAUAUUCCUGAUUUUGUCCACACAGCUAUGGCUCCAUAUAUAAAGGACAUUCAUCAAAAAGGCGUGCGUGUGGUCGCUAAUGCCGGGGGCAUCAAUCCCCUCCAGUGUGCCGCUGCCCUGGGCCAGGUAGCCAAGAAGGCUGGCGUGGACUUGAAAAUAGCCGUGGUUACGGGGGAUGACAUCAUGGCAGAGAAGGAGACUCUGCAAAGAUCAGCUGUCACAGAUAUGGAGAGUGGGAAGAAAUUUCCAGAUACCAUUAAAAGCAUGAAUGUGUACCUUGGGGCAAGACCAAUCAGCCGCGCCCUGGACCUCGGUGCGGACGUGGUUCUGACAGGUCGCUGCGUGGACAGUGCGCUGGUGCUGGGGCCCCUCACUCAUGCUUUUGGUUGGAAAAGCAAUGACUUUGAUUUAUUAGCAGCUGGAAGCCUUGCUGGCCACCUUGUUGAAUGUGGUGCACAGAGUACUGGUGGGAUCUUCACGGAUUGGCAUUUGGUGCCAGACUGGCACAAUAUAGGGUUUCCUGUUCUGGAAUGUUUUCCUGAUGGACAGUUCAUCCUCUCCAAGCCCCCUGGCACAGGAGGAUUAGUCUCCUUUGGUACAGUGGCAGAACAGCUAUUGUAUGAAAUCGGAGACCCUCAGAAUUUCCUCUUACCUGAUGUAAACUGUGACUUUUCUCAAGUUACUAUUACUGAAAUUCCAGGUAUUGAAGGUGGAGCCGUGCGAGUACAAGGAGCAAAGGGGUCUCUUCCUUCCUCCUUUUAUAAGGUAAGUUCGUGUUACCAUGAUGGUUUCAGAGCCACCGCUGUCUGUGUCCUGGGAGGGCCCAAAGCAACUGAAAAGGGAAGGAGAACAGCUGAAAGUAUUCUGAAAAGAACCCGCCUUAUGUUUAAAGAAACUGGCUUGGACGAUUAUAGUGAAGUUCAAGUUCAAAUCUUAGGAUCUGAAGAAACAUAUGGAGCACAAGCUAAAGCAAAUUUAAAUGGAGGUCCUCGAGAGGUGGUCCUUUGGCUUUCAGUACAUCAUAGACAGAGGAAAGCAGUGGAACUUUUUUCAAAAGAAGUUGCACCAGCAGCAACUGGAAUGGCCCCUGGUCUGACAGCAGCAGUUGGAGGUCGUCCAAAAGUCUCUCCUGUUCUAAAACCAUUUUUCAUCUUAUAUCCAAAAAAGAACGUAAAGAUUGAUAUCCAUAUGAAUGGAGAACACGUUGAAACCUUUCAUGAAGAUCUCACCUUCACAGUGGAUACAUUGGCCUCACCAGUCUUACCCAAGAUAGCAGAUGACCUAAAAGAUCUUCCAGCUGGUGCCCUGACAUACCGCCUGGAAGAGCUGGCCUACACGAGAAGCGGGGACAAAGGCAACUCCUCAAAUAUCGGUAUCAUAGCACGGCACCCUCUUUACUACCCAUACUUAAAAAAACAUCUAACUGCUCAAGCUGUUGAAGAUUACUUCCAGCAUAUUCUGCAGAAAGAACAACCGGCAGGGACCGCAGUCAUAAGAUAUGAAUUGCCAGGAACAUAUGCACUGAACUUUGUUUUGAAAAAUUCCCUUGGUGGUGGAGGCACUGCCUCACUGAGAAGUGACCCACAGGGUAAAGCACUUGGACAAAUGAUACUGGACUUCCAGAUAAAGAAUGUUCCUGAUUUAAAGUCAUUAAUAGGUGAAUAAGUGAGCUUUAACAUUGGAAAGCUUUACAGCUGCAAAACAGAAUCAGUAUAAAAUAAUAUAGAAAGUAAUCACUAUGAGAAAAUACUAACUCGAUGAUUAAAUACCAGUAUCAGUUUUGUCAUUGGAGCAUAGAAGAGAAUAGACGAUUUUUUUUUAGAUUUUUCCCCCCAGCCCUUGCCCUUAGCUCUCUGGUUUCAUUCAUUUCUGUCACUUUGUUAAAUGCUUUUAUAAGUUAGCGCUCAUUUGAAUUUUUUAAAGCUGGAUAAAUCCUGCUGUUUUUAUCCUUACAGUAGACCUGAAUGCAGAAAUAAAGGAGCUGUGAAAUAAAGGAGCUAGAGCCAGCUGACAAGGGAUAAUAUAGAAUUCAAUUGAAAUAGGCAUGGGUCAUCCUAAGAACUAAAGUGAAAGGUUACACUAUUUAAAAUAUUUUAG